UAUAUUUAAUACCUGUAUGGGUGACGCUGUAGGGAGGGUAGAAGAUCGUUUAAUUUUUUACCGAUUAUAUGAGUUAUCUAUUUCAAAGUGUUUAAAAGUAGCUAUGAUAUAACCAUAGAACACGAUACAUUUUUAGUGAUUGAUGUGCAUCUUAAGCAAACAAAUUUUGGGUUCAAAUAAGGAGACUAACUAGGACAGUAUUUUUCGCACUACCGACUGUACCGUCGUGAUUUGGGAAGUGCAGGCAGUAACCUAUGUUCUAUCCUCCCACGACGAUUUCCAUAAUCCUUAUUUCUCGGGGCCCCAGUAAGCACAAUAUUCUUCAUAUUUAUAACGAAUUAUAAUUGUAUUCCUUUUUCAUGGAAGAAUGUUGUAUUCAUUUCAAAAUAUUUGGUACAAAUUAAAACUAAUCUUGAAGUUGAAGUUUAACAUAAUAAAUACCGGAAAUUGUAAAAUAGUUUUCAAAAGUCAAUGAUAGACCAGAAAUUAAUUGAACUUGAACCAAAAAUACAUAUUUUUGGAAACUUUCUCGUGUUAAAUGAAACUGUUAACCACAAAAGGUAUAGCCACUUUCAUUUUUUACUUAGGACAGUGCAUCUUAAAAUGGAAAGAACAGUGUUGGUCACAGUGUUAUCAUUAUGCAUUUAAUAAUUUAUUAUGCUGAAAAUAGUCUACUUAAGUAUUUAAUAAAAUUAUGUCAGCUAAAAGGAACAAAACAGACUUAACUUUUAUUCGAGAUGGGAAGUUAUCUAGGCAAGCUAGAUCAUUUAAAGAAGAUUUUUUUGGUAAAAUUGUUCCUAAAAAGAAUCUUUUAUCCCCAAAGAAAAAUUCCAAAUUAAGAGGGAAAAGAGUAGAAAGAAAUUCUGAAAAAAAAGUUAUCAAAAGUAGAAUAGAAAAUGAAAUAGAAGACCUAUAUUCUGAUGCCCAGCAUCUUAAGAAUGCAUUGCGAUAUGUUCAGGAAGUUGUUGAAAAAAAAAAAACACUAGAAGUUUUACCAGGUUCUGCAAAUGUGGUGUUAGAAACAGUUUUAAGUAUUCAGUUAAAACUGUCAAGAUUGUUUGAUAAUGACCAGUGCCUAGUAGUAUCAUCAUCGUUUAAAGAAGUCUAUAAAACCCUUGCAAAUUUGGUUAAGUGGUCUGAUAAUGCUCUAUACAUUAGUAACAGUUAUAUUCUUGCCACAAAUAAUGUUGAUGACAUUAUUAACCAAUUACAAGAAGCAGUGGAUGGUCUGGUCAAACUUUCGGUUGGUAUUUUAUCAAAUACAGAUAAUAAUUUGAAUCAGGUUUUUACAAGUUCACUUAAAAACUCAAAUAUUCCAGAUAACUUUCAUGGGAAGUCAUUGUUGGACAUUCCAUCAACUUCAAGAGAAAAAGGAACUUUAGAAAAUAUUAAAGUUCCAAACUUGUCUCAGUGCUCACCUAGUUUUCAAACCAGUGUGUCUAACUACUCAAUUUUUCCUGAUGAUGUACUGCAUUCUAGUAUUCUUCAAAUGAAAGAAGACAUCCAACCUCCUAUUUCACUGGGGAUGAACUCAAAUUCACAAUACUGUAUACUUCAACCACAACUAACAGACCUGGUAUCCUCUCUUCCUCCAAAACAAUGCAAUACAGAUAUUGUGGUUAGUUCUGAGCCACAUACUGAACAUCCUAAAAGUCUUGUACAAAAACACAAAUUUUAUAGUUACUCUACUAGCAGUGCUUCAACUUUUGGCACUUCAACUGCUGGUAAGACUGAAACCACAUCAGUAGGUUUCCCAAACUGGCAUAGCCCAGAUGAUUUCUUUCCCUUAUCACCUGUUGCUAAACUUGUGGAUAGCAGUAUUGACACCAACCAUCAGUGCUCAACUAAUGAUUCAUUAACAAUGAGCAGUUCAAGAAGUUUUAUGUAUUCUCAAAAAGCCAAAGAUGUAAGCAUUCAUCGUUCAGAAAUUUCUCAUACCAAAAGCUAUAGAUAUCUUUCAACAAGUUUUAAAACCCCAAAUUCAAAAGAUUUAGGAAUAAUGAUGGAACAGCAUGUAAGUUGUAUCUCAAAAGAAAGUAAACAAACUAAUCAUAUAAUCUCUUCUGGAUUGGGAUCAAUGAACAUUGAUCUUGAGCAUCCUGCUGUCCUUUCAGACAAACAAGGUACAGAAAGCAAUUGUGAAAGACAGUCUCACUAUGACAACAAAGCAUCAUGUAAUUUUUUGUUUGUAGAAAAAAAUGGUUUUGGCACAGUUAGCAAUUCUAUGUUGUCUGAAGCACAUUCUUCACAGUCAGUUAUAGACCAUAAGAAUUGGGUGGAUACGAGUCACAAACAUUCAUGUUCUUUUCAUAAAAUUAAAUGUACAUCUGAAGUAAGUGAACCAUCACCACUGCCUAUGAAGAAGAAAAACAUAGUGGCGUAUAUGCAGAUGUUGGGUUCUUACCAACCAGAUGAGAAAGAUUUUUUUUACCAUUCUAAUUACACUUUCCAUGCGAUAGAGACACGUUGGCAAAAACAGAAUGCAAUACUGACCCACCCACAGUUUUUCAAGACUGCACAAGCAUCCAGUUCAGAUGAUUCUGUAAUUUCAGAUGGACAGAGUAGUCUAAGCAGUUUUGGUGAGGAAACUGAAACAGCAUCACCAGCAAUGCCUCCAAAAAGGAGUGCUUUCUUACAAGCUUCAAUCCUCGAAUUAGAAAAAACUUGUUCAGAAGUGGGAGAUAAAGGUACUUCUCUAGAGAUUGAAAAACAAAACUUGCCAAUUUCAAGUAUGGAUGAAACAGAAUCCAACAUACUAGAUCGUCAAGAUGUAAGUUCAUAUAUUGUUUGGAAAAAACCAAAUGAAGAAGGUCCAGAAAUUCGAGGUGGUCCUGUAGACGCACUUAUUGUCCAAGCUUCAAAAGCAGGAAAGAAGAGUUUUCUAUAUCAAGAAGCAUUUCUUACAACGUAUCGCACAAUUAUUUCUCCUGUUGAACUGAUUGAUAAACUUAUUUACAGAUUUAAUAAAUUUAUUCAUAUGACUGAUACUAAGGAGCGAGCUGCUCGAAAUGCAUUUUCUUUGUUGGUACGGGUUGCUGAUGAUUUGUGUGGGAGUGAUAUUGAAGAUGGUGUUCUGCAGAAAAUAUCAGAUUUUGUUCAUCAGUUGGUUAGUACUGGAGAGUUAACAUUUGCUAGAAUUUUAAGAAAGAAAAUUGUUGAGAAAUGUGAGGUAUAUCGUUUUUCACAACAGUCCCUGCAGGUCCUCCUCACUUCAUUGAAUGUAACCACUUGUUCAGCAUCUCUGUUAGAUUUUAAGUCGGAAGUUUUAGCAGAACAGAUGACCUUGCUAGAUGCUGAACUUUUUCAAAAGAUUGAGUUUCCAGAAGUGCUAUUGUGGGUGAAGGAACAAAAGGAAGAUUUGAGUCCCAAUUUGACCUCUUUUACUGAACAUUUCAACAAGAUGUCUUAUUGGGUGAGAUCAAGGAUUUUAGAGCAGAAUGAUGCUAGAGAAAGAGAAAAAUAUGUUAGCCGUUUCAUUAGAAUUCUAAAACACUUGAGAAAGCUAAAUAACUUUAAUUCUUAUCUGGCUGUACUUUCAGCACUAGACUCUGCCCCCAUUCGUCGUUUGGAGUGGCAAAAGAACAUUACCGAAGCCCUGAAAGAGUACUGUGCUCUGAUUGAUAGCUCAUCUUCCUUUCGGGCAUACAGACAAGCUCUAGCAAACACAGAGCCUCCUUGUAUCCCUUACAUUGGUCUUAUCCUUCAGGACUUGACCUUUGUUCAUGUUGGAAACAGUGAUUUCCUUCCUGAUGGAAAUGUCAACUUUUCCAAACGGUGGCAACAGUUCAAUAUUCUUGAAAAAAUGAGACGAUUUAAAAAACCAUCCUAUCCAUUCAAGCGUAAUGAACAAGUUAUCAAUUCCUUCGGUAAAUUUAAUGACCACUUGUGUGAAGAAGCUAUGUGGCAAAUCUCAGAGACAAUAAAACCAAGAGGAGGUCAGAAGUGAAGUUUUAAUUUCAAAAUUAUCCUAUGUGUAGAACUGUAUCUCCUAAUAGUUUUUAAACUGGUUUCUAUCUUGUAAUAUUUGUCAGUAAUUCUUUAUCUAAGGAUGUAUUACAAAAAUCCUAUAACCCGAGUGCAAACAGUUUGCCUCUGAUGAAGAAAAGUCUAUCUUUCAAAAGCACUGUGGUUAUAGGGUCUUGUAUUUUUUGUGUUAAAUUGAUAUUUUGAACCUAUGUGUUUUUGUAACAUCAUGAAAAUGAGAUGUAUUACAACAGUAUGAAGUAGAAUAUUGGUAUGAUGUAUUACAAUAGUAGGAUAUCAGUAUGACGUAGGAUAUAUUCAUCCUUAAUCUUCUCUUUGAACAAAAUAUUGCAAUACUGGAGUGAAUUUUUGCCAAAGUUGAAGAGAGGCCUAGAAAGUAACAAUUCUGAAUAUUUUUUGUGACAAUAAAUAUCUUUGCUUAGAAAUAUUAAACAUACUUAAAUUGAAAGAGGAUUGUAUUUUUAUACUAAUGAGAUUAGUGAGUUGAUGAAAACUGUUCAGUAGCCAAAUACCAAAGUUUUUUAGAGCUGAACUUUUUUUAAAAUUAAAUUGAUGCUAUAUUGAAAAUUUACUUAAAAUAUUACCAAGAUAUUGUUUUUAACACUUGGGAUAAAAAAUUGCUUUUAAAUGAGUUUGUCCUAAGUGUAUCAUUAAAAUGUACAUGUACAACAUGUAGUUUCCUGAUUUUAUAUUGCAAAUUUAAAUAUGUGAUAUUCAUUUACAAUAUACACAAUUUUUGUUUAUAUAUUUUUUGUUGUACUGUCUGUUUGUUUACUUCUAUGUGAUGUUAUAUAUCAGUAUGCACGUUUCAUUUUCCUAUUCACAAAAGACAAAUACCUGUAAUUUGCUUUUAACACUUCAUCACCCAUACUGUUUUUCAAUCUUGUGAAGUAGUUUGGACAUCUCAGCAGUAGGAACAUGAAUUUAACCAUCAAUUAGUAGCUUUUAAUUUGUACAUGAAUGCAGUUAUUAAGAUAAUUUUCUUCACUAACAGCAGUUGAAUCUCUCUGCUGUUCCUUACCUAAACAAUUUUUAAUCAUAUACAGUUUAUAAAGAUACAUAAGAAUACUGUUACUUUUAUUAAUUAAAUUCACUGUAUCAACUCAGUUUUAAUCUUAACAAAAGACAGAAACUUAGUGUACAUCAGUGAAUUGACACAACACAUUGUAAUGAGUUCAUUUGUUAACCUAAAUUAUGCUUAAUAAAAGAAGGACAUAGUUUUAGAAAAUAAGAUCUGAAAACAUUUAUAAAUAAAGGCACAAAUAUAGAAGAUUAAUUAAUAAUUAAUUAAUAGUAAUAAUACAGGAUAGUAAUCCAGAAAUAAGGAUGUUUAUUUUAAUGAAAUCAAAAUUUGAGGAGGAAUAUUUUUGUAGCAGCUUUCUGAUAUAGUAAUCACAUGCAGAAAAAAUGAAUUUUAAUUAGUGACAGAAGCAUUAAUAAUAAGCUUCUUUAGUUUCAACUUUUUAGUAACAAAGGCAUAAUUUAUUAAAGAGUUCUCACUACAUACUCAGAACAUUAAAGUGUUUUAUACCAGGAUAUUUUGAUGUGUAAUAUGAAAAUGCCUAUGUGUCCUUUCUUUAAGUAAUUUUGUUUUAUUUUUCUGUAAUUGAUAGAUUCCUCACUGUACUGAGUAUUCUACAUUACUAGCACCUUACAAACAUUACAAUGUUAUCUCUUCUACCCCAUUUACAACAAUACUAGGAACAAACAUCAAGUCUGUUGUAAUACUUGUCACUUACUCCUUGGUGUCCUCCACACACACACACACUAAAUAUUUUCUGAGAAAUUGAAUAGUUUCAAAAAUUUGGGACUAUAAAGGAUGAAUAAAUCUGUUGGAUAAAACAACAUUUUCAGAUCUUGUACUUAAUAUCUGUUUAUGGAACAAGGAGUGUAGAACUGAACUAAUGCAUUCUUUUUAUAUCUCCUGCCAUAGCAAGAUAAUUCAGCUAAACUUGUCUUGUAUCAUUGCUUACUUGUAUCUUGUAAAUGCUAAUAUAGUAAAAAUAUUUCCUCUGUAAAACUAGGCAGCUUUAUUUUCUUAGAAACUCUAAGAUACUACAUGUGAUGAACAAUGUUUUAUAGAAUUUCAAAAAGAGUGAAUAUUUUAUUUAUACUUUUGAUUUCUUGACCUUUACUGUCCCUUUUAACACAAUAAUACUUUCCAUAAAUAUUCUUGUACAAGUGAAAUACUUAUAAUAUUUUUGUGAAUGUAAAUAAAAGUAACAGUCAUAAACUUCAAAUAUUUUUAUAUAACAUUUUUUAUAGAAUUAUAUUUUGAUAUAACUGUAAACUGUAUGUUAUGAAUAUAAUUUUGUUAAGAUAUACCAGAGUAGCUUAAUUUGUGGAAUUUUGUAUUUUUUGGAAGUGACAUGAAAUUAAAGAUUAAGCAUUGAAAAACCUUUAAGAAUGACUGUCAUUAUAAAUUUGUUUUCUCAACUACCUUAUGUAUGACAUAGUCACUAUUGAUUACAGGUGAAUUUUUUAUGUUUUUUUAUUAUUAUUAAGAAUAAAGUAACUUCUAGUUCUUGAGGUGAAGUUAAUAGCCUAAAUUCAAGGUAACAUAAAUUGGUUAGAAGUAACUUGUUUAGGAAUAAACUAGAAUAAAAAACACCCAGCAAAUCAAUGUGUAGCUUAAAUAAUGUAAUAUAUAUAUAUAUAUAUAUGUAUGUAUUCCAUAUUUGAGAAAUAAAAAUGCAUUUUAUAUGAUA
Molecule: messenger RNA, 6692 nt
Organism: Limulus polyphemus (Atlantic horseshoe crab)
Lineage: Eukaryota; Metazoa; Arthropoda; Merostomata; Xiphosura; Limulidae
Product: guanine nucleotide-releasing factor 2-like
Exons: 1
Coding region: 695-3946 (1083 amino acids)
Biological process (GO): Ras protein signal transduction; positive regulation of GTPase activity
Cellular component (GO): plasma membrane
Molecular function (GO): guanyl-nucleotide exchange factor activity
Source: RefSeq, a predicted model, not a curated record